GGUUCUCCGACGACGUCACCGUCAGCUGUGCUGCGGGCAGGCGCAGAGCGCGUGUGCGCGGAUGAUUCAGCAGCUCGCGCAGCGGUGAUGUCACGCGGGCAAACGCGCACAGAGUCCGAGCCGCAUCCCUCGCACGGGCCGCGCGUGCGUGAACGUGUCCUCCGAGGAGACAACCCGUCGUCCUUUUGUCCCCGGCGGACACGAGUGACGUCUGCCAGCCUCUCGGCGCCGCCCGCUAACAAGAACCUACGCGCCGCCAUUUCCGCAUUUUGGCGUGGCGCCGACAGCUCACAGUGUGUUCCCAACCGGGCCGUGGUCUAUGUCCGCCCCCGCCAUGCCGACCAUGGUGUCCAGGUUGCCGAAAUUUGGCUCAUGGUCCAAAAGCACCACACAGACAAGCCCGCCCACCGGUGCUGCCAGCGCUCGUCUCCCCAACGGCUUCUACCACCACCCCGGGCCCGCGGCGCUUAACGGUUCUUCCACCGGACCUUCUACUUCCGUGAGGCGGACGGGAUCCAUACGCACGCCGACUGACUAUUCCGCAAAGUGGAGGAAGGAUGAGGUGGUCGCAGAUGGAGGUGUGGCUGACAGUGAGGAGGCGGAGUCAAGGGUUGGCAUUGUCAAGCACUGCCUCAACAGUACCGCCCACGGCCAACAUAGUCAGCAGAAUUCUCCGUUGGACUCAAAGAAGUCCAACUUGUCUGCUUUGAAGGACUCCAUCAAGUCUCAGACGCUUCCUGUUUCUAAAAAUGGACUUCCUGUUUCCAAGUCAAAGCAAACCGGGUCCAGACUAACUAAUGGAACCAAACCGACCGUGAAUGGUCUUUCUGGGUCCAAACUUCCAAGCAGAACCAGUAGCUCUCUGAGACCCCCUCAGUGGUCCACUCGUUCCGGUGCGUCCACACCAGCACUCGGACCCACUACCGGUUCUAGAUCCGGUUCUCCCCUCCAUGCAGCGCUGCCCGCCACCCGCUCGCUCUCCACUGACAACCUCGGAUCAGCACCGAAUUCCCGCCUCGCAAAUAACGAUCGUUUGCGCUCACGUAGCCUGAUGGCGGUCCAGCGACAUCCUUCACUCACUGUCUCCACCCCCUCCCCCACUCCUCCCUCGACUAACACUUCCCGGCCAAUGGGCGGGGCCAAGCAGGGGGGUAAACAGUCCGCCGCUUCUUGUGCUCCGCCUUCAGCUCAGGUGUCAGGUCAAGCUCCAUGUGAGGGACUCAAGGCACCCCCCUCCGCCUUGAAGAAGCCCCUCCUACGUGGGCUUGGCCCUGCCCCCAAGUCUAAUGGCAUUAGCUACAAGCUAUCGCGGCCGUCGCUUAUUAAGCAGCCCCGCCCCCUCCGAGGGACCCACACCCACGGGUUUCUGAGGGAGCCUGAAGUGAGCCAAGGUGUACUCGGGACCUCAGUGGGGACGCCGUCCUCAACAGGAAGCAGCCCAGAGAGCACGCCUGAAGGUCCAGAGUCGGAGGGGCUCCCGUCCCAAGGAGAGAUGUCCAUUCUGGGAGAGACAUUGGAGGACAUGUCGCUUUCUUCCGGCUCCUCUUUGGAUCCGAAUCACGGCAGUCAGGAGUACAUGGAUGACUUUGACAACCUGGGAAACGGAGGUACGGGUGUCGUCCUCCUCGCCAAAAAUGAUGAAGACGACUCCGGUCUGGACCAGUCGUGCACCGCCUUCUGUGACCACAGGGUGGCGGUCCAGGGCGUUACCAGGGGAGCAGAACUGAACUUUGUGGAGCACAGGUUGGACUGGACCAACGUGACCUUCGGGGCUGACGAAGAACCGAACCAGCAGACCCGCCUCAGUCGGCCCAGGGAGUCGGAUUUCCAUGAGCAGGGGGGCUCGUCCCUGGACUUGUCCCCGUCAGACAGUUAUUGUUCCGGGGGCAUCUACAUGUGGGACGAGGAGGGUCUGGAGCCACUGGGGGGCGCCAUCGCACACGCCGCCGAGCAACAUGUUAGCAGCUUUGACUCCGACGUCAACAGCAGUGAUGUGCUGACCAACGUGGACUCCUGUGAUUUGGAUGAUGAUGACCUCAUGCUGGAUGGAGACUUAACUGAGGACGCGUCGCUGCACACUGAUGACGGGAUGUCCCACAUGGCCGAGUGGAGGAGGAGACAACUAUGCUGGGGGACACAGGAAGUCCACGACGACGACGACGACGACGACAACGACGGUGCGCUCGAAUGCUACAAGCUAAGCCAGGAUGCCGGCAAGGACACCAGCGGGGACGUCAUUUUUUGUCCUCAGAGGCCUGCCGGUGUGCAUGUGGAGGAGCUGCUUGAAGACUUUGGCGCCGUCAGGUCGCAGCUGGAAGUCCUCAGGAGGCUCCUGGUGCAGGACGACGACACGGAUGACGACACGCUGACCACUGACACUCUGAGCCCUGAAGAGUCCGACCAAUCACAGGUGCAGGCUCUCCUGCAGGAGGUGCAGCAGCUGAAAGAGGAGCUGAGGAGCAAAGAUGACAUCAUCUCACAGCUCACGUUGCAGCUGCAGGUCGUUGCCCCACCAACCAGCAGGUGUCGCUGCAGGAAAGCAACAGAAAGGACGGAGCAGCACACGCAGACGAGCGCGGUGGAGAGGGAGAGCGUUGCCUUGCAGACGCCCUGGAGGGAGCGCACGGCCGUCCCCCCCGUGGCCUUCCUGUCUCCUCCCUGGCAGUACCAACGCUCCAGACCUUACGGGGGGAGGCCCAAACCCGGCAUCCCCUCCGCCUCCCACCCCGCUACAAAAAGAGUGGAAACACUCGUGCUUUACUUCAGCGACACGCCCUGUUACAGGUACUUCGCUCCUCCGGCCAGGAAGACCAGAACCCACUAGCUCAUCCGGCAAGCAUAAGCUCCACCCACCUCGCUCAGCACAUCACGGUCCGCCGUGAAGCCGAUGCUCGGCAGCCCCGCCUCUUCCUGUUUGAGCUCUCCAGGAGGACAAAGGUCAGAACGCCGCGUUCUUCCCCCCUCUCCGACGCCGUCCCGGGCCAGCCUUCGCCGCAGGAAGAAGGCAGCGGCUUGCUUUGUGGAUUGAACUCUGCCGGAAGGAAGUUUAUUUAAUAAGUUAUUUAUUGAGCACUGUGACCCACGUGAAAGGCUUAAAGCGAUGCUAUAACUUCAUCUUCAUCCAAAUGAAAACAACACAUCACAGAAAUGAUGCGCUGUCCCUUUAAGUGCAAGUUAGCGCUAAGCAAACACCCUAUGAAAAACUUCAUGUACGAGUUGAUUGAGUCUUCCUUGAGACACGCCCGCCAUCUUUCAAACAUCAUCCCAUCAUGUUGGAGCAUCGUGCAUUCAUGGAUAUAUGCAAACUAUUAAAGUACCGUACAUCCCUG
Messenger RNA from Doryrhamphus excisus (bluestripe pipefish), 3329 nucleotides. The record is from RefSeq and is a predicted model, not a curated record. Lineage: Eukaryota; Metazoa; Chordata; Actinopteri; Syngnathiformes; Syngnathidae.